Messenger RNA from Cyclocybe aegerita, 603 nucleotides. The record is from the annotation of a GenBank genome assembly. NCBI's taxonomy places the organism in Eukaryota, Fungi, Basidiomycota, Agaricomycetes, Agaricales, Hemipholiotaceae.
AUGCCAUACGCGGUCCACGACACGCAGUUUAUCGGUCAAGAGCACUACGAUGCCAAUUGCAUGGAUCUCUGCGACUUGUUGCAGACAAUGAAGCUGGACCCUGCAUAUCAUCAAGGAAAAACCGCCGAAAACUCUAUCCUGGCCGUGCCUCCGCCGCUAGACAUCCAAGACGAACUUAUGGUGGAAGACAUAACGCAUCAGUGCGACACAGCAUCGGAAAUCUCCAAUCUAAGCUCAAGUCCACGACGCGAAGAGCUUUACGGCUGCGCGUACCUCCAAGCCAUCCAGUCUCAACUCACUUCGGAUGGGUACACGACCACAGGUGGAGAGUACCUGGACGCCAUCUUCACACACCGGGAAAUUCUCUACGCACAUCCCGCCGCACACCAAGAAUGCGCUCGUGCCUUUACUGACAUCGCAUAUAUGUUGGAGAAGAGGGCAUGGAGAGCUGAUCGCGAAGCUGAUAUCGAGGCUGUCACUGCAUUCCGCCAUGAAGCUUGGGUGAUCGCAGCUACAUUGGCCCCUGCACCUUCAAAGCCAAAGGAUACCAUUUCAAAUAGCACUGGUAACCAAUCUGGCUGUGUCUUCAUGCCUGUGAUGUGA